UGGCUAAAGCGCCAGACGGUCCUUGGCUCAGGAUUGUGUCUGAAUAUCAGUGAAUUAACGUUUGCCUGUGCUUGCAGUUACCUACAGACCGAAGACAGCCAUGUCAUCGUUGUGGAGACCGUUUUCUAUUACAGAAGGUCCGUGUAGAAAUGUAGGUUUGAAGGGUGGAUGCUCGCAGCAGCAACAGCAUCCAUUGACCUCAAUUCCAUCCUCAUGUUUGGGAAACGUUAGCGCGAAUCCAGCUGGCACUGCUGCAGCCUACCGCUCCCAGGAUUUCUACCAUUCGUCUUCUUCAAACAGGACAUUGGCUGCAGCUGCAAUUGGUGGAAGGAAAGUAACACAUCCUGGGAAAGCCAUCCUCGCAGGUGGGGUUGCCGGAGGGAUUGAGAUAUGCAUCACCUUCCCAACAGAAUAUGUGAAGACACAGCUCCAGCUGGAUGGGCGGGGCACCAACCCCAGAUACAGGGGCAUCGGAGACUGUGUGAAGCUGACCGUGCAGGAUCACGGGCUGAGAGGCCUGUACCGAGGCCUCAGCUCCCUCCUCUACGGCUCCAUCCCCAAAUCGGCCGUACGGUUUGGAACCUUCGAGGUGCUGAGUAGCCCCAUGAGGGACUCCACCGGUCGCCUGGACAACACGCGCAGCCUGCUGUGUGGGUUAGGGGCUGGCAUUGCCGAGGCCGUGAUCGUCGUCUGUCCAAUGGAAACGCUCAAGGUGAAGUUUAUCCAUGACCAGUGCUCAUUAAGCCCGCGGUAUCGUGGCUUCUUUCAUGGAGUUCGGGAAAUCAUAAGGGACCAAGGCAUCCGAGGCACCUACCAGGGGCUCACUGCAACGGUCUUGAAGCAAGGGAGCAAUCAGGCCAUCCGCUUCUACGUCAUGAACCUAUUAAGGAACUGGUAUAAAGGUGAUGACCCUAGGCGUGACAUGCAUCCCGUAGUGACGGCUAUGUUUGGGGCCACUGCCGGCGCUGCUAGUGUGUUUGGCAACACACCCCUUGAUGUGAUCAAGACCAGAAUGCAGGGUCUGGAAGCCCAUCGCUACAAAAACACGGUGGACUGUGCAUUCCAGAUUCUCAAGCAAGAGGGGCCGCAAGCGUUUUACAAAGGCACGGUUCCCCGGCUGGGCCGAGUAUGUCUGGACGUGGCCAUCGUGUUUGUGCUCUACGAGGAGGUGGUCAAGAUGCUGAACAACAUGUGGAAGACUGAAUAGGGUGAACGAGAGCAAGCGAGAGCGAGCGAGCGAGAAAGAGAGAGAACCUGUAUUUACUUGAAUGGAGAAUCAGAAGGCCAAAAGGCAGGCAGGCUCUGUAGCACAGACAGCUGUUAAGGAUUGGCACGGUACUGAAGGCUUAACCUGGAUCCCCACUCGCAGUACCUGAAGGCGGCUUAUCCCUUCUGUGUUGCGGAGCUAGCACUGCUGAUAGUAAAUGCACAACUUUGUACCAUUUGUUCAGAAGUACUGUUGUCGAUGUUAAGCUUUGCACUGUUAAGGUUACGUUUAUUAUUAUUCGGUUUUUUAUUGUGUUUUUGUUUUGUUUUUGUUUUUUUACCACUGCUGUUACAAGUGUCUUGUAUUAUCACCAUGCUCUUACAUUUGCAGAACGAGGGUUUUUCAGAAAAUGCAGGCUUGGUCCUUCAGCAUAUGCAAGAUGUUUUUACCACUACGUUUUCUUAAAGCCUCAUUAGAGAAACAGAAAUCCCUAUUGACUGUCAGAAUAUGUCUAAAAAAUGUAGCAAGUGGCAUACCUCCUACUGUACUGUGAGAGAGCUUUGUUUAUCUUGGUAGACCGAGUCACAAGGCUCUAUGAUAGUUUUAUGAUAGAUCAGAGACGGUUGAAAGAAUCUGUGAUUGGAUUUUUAACAGGAUGUGCUUUAAACCAAAUUAUAAACAAAAAAGCAAGUACAAAUGUGAUGGCUCAAUGUCCUUCAUUAAGGCGAGAUAUGAACUGUCUUAACUUUAAAAUGAAUCUGGUGAGAUACCUUGCAUAGCUCCAGGGGCGUAAAGUAUACCCCUGCAGCCCCCGCAAGGCAGGAGGGCCCACAUGGGCCCUCGACUUGAAGAAACGGGCCCCCUCCACAUAUUAAGCCCUUUUUUUUGCUUGCAACAGCUUGCAGGGGGGCCUGAACUACUUGCGUUACGCCAGUGCAUAGCUCACUAGUAAUUACCAAAGUCUGCCCCCCAUUAGGUUGUUCAGACACACAAUUAACUGUAUGAAUUGUACACCAAACCUGCAACUCCAGAGAUACUCAUCAGAACAUGAACACCUGUAGUGUGUAUGGCUAUCCUGUAUCUUAUCUGACAGAAUAGAAGUGAGCGAUUCAAACGCACGUGCAGUCUCCACCUCAUCCGCCUUUGAGUGUAGACCAAAAGCUCUUUCUCAGCAUGAAGUCCAAGGUAGCACUAAAUAACGGCCACCAUUGGUUCUGCAGAUCAGCCAUAACUGAUGUGGCUCAGUCACCUCACUCACAGCUGAGCACAAUGCUGCUUUGUUAUAACUUAAGCGCUGUUCAUAGGUUUUGUUACACACUGACGUAGUAGCACUGAAGUUUUUUUGUUUUCUAUGAUUUGAAAUUGCAAAUAUAUCUCCUGGUAUUAAAUGAUUACCCAGCUGUUUACAGUCA
Molecule: messenger RNA, 2619 nt
Organism: Engraulis encrasicolus (European anchovy)
Lineage: Eukaryota; Metazoa; Chordata; Actinopteri; Clupeiformes; Engraulidae
Gene: slc25a1a
Product: solute carrier family 25 member 1a
Exons: 9
Coding region: 101-1207 (368 amino acids)
Biological process (GO): mitochondrial citrate transmembrane transport
Cellular component (GO): mitochondrion
Molecular function (GO): citrate secondary active transmembrane transporter activity
Source: RefSeq, a predicted model, not a curated record